This is a messenger RNA of Batrachochytrium dendrobatidis JAM81, 1551 nucleotides long. RefSeq lists its product as uncharacterized. The coding region runs from base 1 to 1551 and encodes 516 amino acids. The record is from RefSeq and is a predicted model, not a curated record. Gene Ontology annotation, cellular component: nucleus. NCBI's taxonomy places the organism in Eukaryota, Fungi, Chytridiomycota, Chytridiomycetes, Rhizophydiales. Gene Ontology annotation, molecular function: protein heterodimerization activity; histone binding. The transcript has a single exon.
AUGGACCAACCACUCGUAAAUAAGAAACACCUUUUGAAGCCUAGACCAGCAGCCUUGAUACACAAAGACAGCAGACCUGUAGCAUUUCUUUCCGUAGAAAACAGCCCUCAAGAUCCUGAAUCCAGCACCGAUAAAUCUACAGAGCCUGCAGAUGAACUAGAGUCGGACAUUUUAGAAGAUGACAGUAUCGCAUUGGGGGAAACUACAGGAUUACCAGACCUUUCCAUUGAAGAUGUUGCUAAACUUCGCACAGAAAGUCUAGAAAGACUCAAGAGUACAUGGGAGAUUAUCUGCUCCAAGUAUGGUCGCUCGUUUGAAGGAGAAAGCGAUGAGAUUGACCUAACUACUGGCCGAAUAGUUAUAGACCGAGGAUUUCUCAAACGGUCCCACUCAAAGGCUAUUGGGCAUUCCAUUCCGUCCACAUUGUUAGCAAGGGAUAUGAAACUAGCAAUAGAUUCAUUAGAGAAUGAAAAUACACAUGAUGGUCUUGGCCCACAUGUUGCAACGGAAGACCCACACUUAGAUCCACUCACUUCACACCCUAUACCAACCACCUCGUUUGGCGCUGGCAUGGCCAGUGCCAUUACAAAUAUCACUAAAUCAUCUACUUCUAGUUUACCCACAGAAUCUCAGGCAGAUAUGAUAAUAUCAGAAUUGCUCUACGAUGACGAUGCAUUUGAUCGUAUCUUGCUGCCACGCUCAGAAAUUUACAGAUCCAUGACUACACUAAAUUUACCAUUUGAAGAUCUGGAUAGUAGCGAUGAAGAUGGUUUGCUGGAUAUGUCAGAUUAUACAUCCGAGACAAGUGGAACGUAUACGAUUGAUCUUACAGAUGAUAUCAACAAUAAUAGCAUAGACCCGCUUGUAUUACAGGAUUCACAGCUAUCUCCAUUCAAUCAAGCUGGAAAUGCAUCACUACCAAGAACAGAUCGUAUCAUAUCAGCGUUUGAUCAAAACCUUUCACACUCUUCGUCUCCAUUAUCGCGCUCUAUUUACAUGGAUAACCAUUAUGACUUGGAUCCAUUGACAACUCCUACUAAAAUGAUACGUAGAUUAUCACCCAUUCGCCAAGAAUACUGGAGCAUGGACACGCAAGCCAUGGCACAAAGAAAAAAUCCUCGCUAUAGCCAUCGAAUGCGUUCUUAUCACAGUCCAACUCGGCGAUCGCAUGCGAUGUUGCCUCGGAAUCCAUCACUGGGGAGACGGGAUUGGCCCAACCAGCAUAUUGAAGAUGCAUCACAGCAUCAAUGGAUAGAUUUAAAGAAUACUUUUGAAUAUCUAUCUGAUUUUGACAGCCAUCAAUUCGAAGAGCACGUACCAAUUCACCAGCAAUUACCUGGACAUGCACCACACAGUCGUCAACAUACUGAGCCACGCUCAAGGCAUUAUACUUCAAGACUCGAACGAGUUGAUCAUUGCUGGGAUACAAUGUCUCAACAUGAUGUUUACCAGUCAGAGUUAGAUACCCAAGUACAAUUUGAAACACCACGCCAAUCUCGGAUGCAGCACAAUAUACAGUUUGAUCAUUAUGUAGAAAAUGAAUGGGAAUAG